This is a messenger RNA of Pseudozyma hubeiensis SY62, 1575 nucleotides long. RefSeq lists its product as hypothetical. The transcript has a single exon. The record is from RefSeq and is a predicted model, not a curated record. Gene Ontology annotation, molecular function: oxidoreductase activity; FAD binding. NCBI's taxonomy places the organism in Eukaryota, Fungi, Basidiomycota, Ustilaginomycetes, Ustilaginales, Ustilaginaceae. The coding region runs from base 1 to 1575 and encodes 524 amino acids.
AUGAUUCCUACCACGCGCAGCCUAACCCUGCUCCUGCUCGCAGCGUCCCUCUCCAGCGCCUUCCCCAUCUACACCUUCUCACCCCCGAACCUCUCCACCCGGGACUCCUCCUCUUCUCUGCAACAAUGUCUCUCGUCCACCGGCGGUGAGCUCUCCUACAGCAGCUCUUCCAACUACACCACCCUCUCCUCAUCGUACAACCCGCUGUUCGACUACAAGCCGUACGUCGUCGCCGUACCCUCCUCCGCCGCUGAGGUGUCCUCCAUCGUCCGCUGCGUUGCCGCUGAGAACGGGUCGCAGAAGCUGACCCCGAAGUCGGGCGGUCAUUCGUACACGGCCUACUCGUUGGGAGGAGCCGAUGGGUCGGUAGUAGUAGAUCUUUCGCAGCUGAAUGAGGUGACCGUGGAUUCGGGGAGCAAGACGGUGAGCGUAGGUGCGGGGGUGAGGUUAGGAAAGCUGGCUCAGUCGAUCUUCGAUCAGGGUGGUUUCGCACUGCCGCAUGGAACGUGUCCGUACGUCGGGGUGGGGGGUCAUGCGUUGGGUGGUGGAUUCGGAUUCCCCACCCGAGCAUGGGGAUUCUUGCUGGACAGGAUCACAGAGAUGGACAUGGUCGACGUCAACGGUACCGUGAGGACGGUAAGCAAGGAUAGCGGGGAGGACGAUCUGUGGUGGGCGUUGAGAGGCGCAGGUUCGAACAACUUUGGCAUCGUCACCCGCUUCACCUUCAGCCUCCUCGACGCUCCCACCACCACGAUCAACUACGCGUACAACUACAAGACCAACUCGGACUGCGCCAAAGCCAUCGUUGCGCUGCAGAACAUGACUCUCGCCACCAACGUCGACGAAGGCUUAGAGAAAGAAUUCGGUGGGGAGCUGUUGGUGGCAGGUGAAGCAGGCGGGGAUUUCGAUGGUAACGCUUGUCAGCUUUCCGGUCAACACAUCAACGCCUCGCAACAACACCAUUCGGAUCUCAUCGACAGAUUCCAUUCUCAAGCCGGUAUUGCUCCCGCAAGCAGCACCGUCCAACCGUUCAGUUCAUGGCUCGAUUCGUUGGAAGACAUCAUGGGCUCGCUCGACACCUCGUCACCGGGUCAGGAUCACGAGCAGUUCUACGCCAAGUCGCUCGUCCAACCCUCCACCGCCACCUACAACUACACCUCCGCCCUCGCGCUCGUCGACCAGCUCAACUCGAUCGCCGGUCUGCACGGCACGGGCAACAGCAUCAGCUUCGACUUUUUGGGUCCACUCAGCUACCCCGCCACCCAAUCCGGCACCGCCAGCUUCAACGCCCACAACGCAGCCUUCGUCUACCAGUUCUACAGCUACGGUUUUCCGGACAACGACAACCCAGACCAACAGCAGGAUGUCUGGACUGCCUUCGAUGGGUUGGUGGACACGGCGAAGAACAGCGAUGCAGCGGCAGAGUGGGGCGCAUAUGUCAACUAUGUGGAUGCGAGGUUGAGCGGUUGGGCCCAGGCGUACUACGGGGACGGCGUGGAGAGGUUGAAGCAGAUCAAGGGGGAGUUGGAUGCGAUGGACGUGUUCUGGUUCCCUCAGGGGUUGGGGAGCGCUUGA